Molecule: messenger RNA, 1431 nt
Organism: Clonostachys rhizophaga
Lineage: Eukaryota; Fungi; Ascomycota; Sordariomycetes; Hypocreales; Bionectriaceae
Source: the annotation of a GenBank genome assembly
AUGGCGCAUUCGAGCAAGCUAGCCUUUUGGCUUGCCGUCCUUCUAGUCUGCAUAUCCAUUGUUAGAGCCGAGAUUAGCGUCCUCGAGGCAUUGCAGAAGGUUCCAAAAUGCGGAAAUACAUGCUUCGUUGCGUCCUUGACGACGGCCAGCUGUACCUGGGAGACGGAUCCAACUUGCCUCUGCUCAGAUUCCGAGUUCCAUCUUACUGCUCAGCAAUGUGUCGUCCAGAAGUGUAAUGCCAGGGACUCAUUGGAGGUUAGCCGAAUCGAGGCUGAUGCGUGCCAACGUCCUUACCGAUCCCGAAGAAACAACAUCCUAUAUAUUUCGGCGGUCGAUGUUCCAGCUUGGUUCAUUGCUUGGAUUCGGCUAUAUUCAAGAUGGGCUUAUCGUCGAUUCGCUGCAGAUGACUGGGUGAUGUUGGCUGUUGCGAUUCUCUACACCGCCUUCCUGCCUUUGGGGAAAUAUACGGCCUAUAUGGCAUUUGGCAUCGAUAUGUGGUUUUUAGAUUAUGAGACCGUCACCCAAGCUUUCAAGCGAGUUUAUAUCGUUCAGACCUUCUACCCAACCCUCCUCGGGUUAUCGAAAAUCUCGGUUCUAUGUUUCUACCUACGAAUCUUUCCCGAAAAACAAUUCCGGCGCCUCGUAUAUAUCGGAAUGGCCUUGAUUGCUAUCCCGACCAUCGUCAUCACCUUUAUCACAAUCUUUCAAUGCAAGCCGAUUAGCCUGAUGUGGGAAGGAUGGCUCCUACCGUACUACGGCGGAAAAUGUUUCGACAUGCACGUCGUGACAUUCGUCGCGGCCGGCUUCAACAUAGCGCAGGAUCUGUUCGUCGUCGUGCUGCCUCUUGUACCAGUUUGGCACCUUAAGAUGGAUACAAGGACAAAAUGGGGCGUUAUGGUCAUGCUUGGACUGGGAGUUUUCAUUACUGUCACCUCAUGCGUCCGAGUGCCUUACAUUGCCGCCUUCGGCCGCACGUACAAUCCGACAUGGGACUACGAAGAUAUUCUGAUGUGGAGUGGGUUGGAAUUGUCCGUCACGAUCAUUGUCGCCUGCCUCCCGGCGAUGGGGGCCUUGAUGAAACAGGUGAUGCCCUGGGUUAGCAAUGCGGCGAGCGCGUAUGGCAAGACCGACGAGGGGAAAUCAGGCGGCAGGACACGAGAGCGAACUUUUAAUGAAAGCCGAAGCCGACAACCUUACUUCAGAUCGAAAAACAGAGAUCAGCCCGGAGAGAGCCAAGAACAGCUGGGGCUAGAAUUAGGGUACACCGCACCGCCCGGCGUGAAGACGGAGGUGAGGGGACAUCGAGGGAGCAGCGGGGAGAUAUUGAAGGAUGAAUAUCUCGUGUCAUACAGCCCCGAGCCGACGGUCGAAGAUAGAAUCAGGGUCGAUACUGUUACAACUAUCACGACGUCAAAUUACUAUGGAAGAUGA